CCUUAUCUAAGGAAAAUACUCCGUCUUACAGGUACCAAGUAUGGCUGUGGUGGAGGCGGAUGUGGUGCAUGCACUGUGAUGAUCUCAAGAUAUGAGCCUAUCACUAAGAAGAUUGUGUAUCCUUUCGAGCCAAGAGACUGGUAAACUACACAUUGCAAAUCUCUUCCUUGGAUGAGGGAUAUUGUUGGUUUAGUAUGUUUAUAGCUGUGCCAUGAUUUCCAUGUCAGGGACUUGAAACCUGUAGCCCUCCAGAUGCCGUUGGGCUCCCAACUCCCAUCAGCCCAGGCUAGUAUUGUCAGUGGAAAGUGAAUGCUCAUGACUCUAUAAAGGUGACCGUCAAACAUGGUAAAGUGUUCUUUACAUAGUAUUUUUCCGUAUUGUGCUGGGGGCUGUUUAUGGGAAAGUGACAAAAGUAUAAUACAAAACAAACCAACCCAGAAACAAUUGAGCUACAUUAGCUCAGUGCAUAAAUACAGGCGGUGGCCAUUUUAGGCAGUUCCAACUGAAGUGUUUAAUUUUAAAUAUAUAAUUAUAAUGCACACAAAUAAUAGAGGCAAAUAAUAUACAUAUAAUAAAUGCUAAACACAUUCUCCUUUACAAUCCAAGUCAUUAUUCAGCCAAUGCAUGCUUGAUUCCCAUAUGUUCAUUGCAUGGCAGUGCGGUCAUCACUGUAGAAGGAAUUGGAAAUACAGAAACCAGGAUUCAUCCAGUUCAGCUCAAGGCAGCGUACAUAAAGUUUCUCCAGGCAGCCUGCUCUACAGGCAGCCUGCUCUACAGGUUCUGACCUGACUCAGUAAGGUGGCUACAAUCUUCCCCCUCAAACCAUGCCCAGGGACAUUCAUAAGACCAAUGGUGGGCAACUAUGAUUUUUGUAUUUUAGCUCUUGCUUUGUGAUUUUAUUACGGGGUUGUUUUUUAAUGUGGAAUUUAAACUCUUGUUGCCUGUUUCAAAUUGCUUUUCUGAUGUUGUAGGCCUCCUUGAGGGGAUUCUUGGGUCUGAUGUGGCAAACUAUAAGUAAGUCAAGCCCUAAGUAUCAGACAGGACUACUCUCAUGUGCAAUACAUAUGUAGCCCUCCUGGGCUUUCCCCUUUUUUCCACUGCAUCUGCCACUUGAGGCCACUCGUGUUGUAGGUUGGCUCCCUGUUUUAGAAUAGGCAAAGCCAACAUGGUGCCUUCCAGAUAUCGUUGAAAUUCCCAACACCCAUUAGCCCAGGCCAGCUUGGCCAGUAGUCAGGAAUGAUGGGAGCUGUAGUCCAACAAGGUCUGGAAGGUACCACAUUGCCUACUCGUGUUUUAUAACAGCAAUCAACUCAUGUGCUCUCGCAGCAACACAUGCAGUUCCAUAAGCAAUAAGCCUUUGGUGACCUUUAUAACAUUUCAGGUUCAGCUCCUGCAUGAAUUAUGAGCAGGCUUUCAUUUAAAAUAUCUGAAUAAGAGAAUGUGGUAAUCCUGCAGCAGGUUUUCCAUUGUCCCAGGAACGGAUUGCCAAAAGUCAUGGCUCUCAGUGUGGCUUCUGCACCCCUGGAAUGGUGAUGUCGAUCUACUCCUUACUGCGCAACCAGAUGGAACCCACAUCAGAUGAAAUGAUGGAAGCUCUAGCUGGUAAUUUAUGUCGCUGCACAGGUUACAGACCUAUUAUUGACUGUUGUAAAACCUUCUGUAAGGAAUCCUCUUGUUGCCAAAAUAAAGUUUAUGGGGAUUGUUGCUUGAAUCAAAAAGAUUAUUUACCUUCACCAACUAAUGAAAAAAAGAUUUGUACAGCACUAUUUUCUGCAGAAGAAUUCCAGCCAUUGGAUCCCACCCAAGAACUAAUAUUUCCGCCAGAACUCAUAAAAAUGGCUGAAGAUCAGACACCACAAACACUUGUUUACCAUGGAGAAAGGACUGCAUGGAUUUCUCCUGUAAAUCUAAAUGAACUUCUGGAACUGAAAGCCAAGCACCCCCAGGCACCUCUUGUAGUAGGCAAUACUGCUGUGGGACCUGAUAUGAAGUUUAAAGGUGUAUUUCAUCCACUUAUCAUCUCGCCCACUAGAAUAUUGGAUCUGUAUGUUGUGGAAUGCACAGAAGAUGGACUAAUACUAGGAGCUGCGUGUAGCCUGACUGCAGUGAAAAACAUCCUGACAGAUGUGGUCUCAAAACUUUCAGCGGAGAAAACCAAGAUAUUCUCUGCUCUUUUGCAACAAUUAAAAACUCUGGGAGGACAGCAGAUCCGAAACGUGGCUUCCUUUGGAGGAAAUAUCAUGAGCAGAAAUUCAACAUCUGACAUCAAUCCUAUUCUAGCAGUUAGCAACUGUAUCCUCAAUGUGGCAUCACAAGGGAGGCUGCGACAGAUUCCUUUCAGUGACCUUUUUGCUGAUGGACUUGGAAACAAUACCCUGGAACCAGAGGAGAUCCUAGUGUCUGUUAAAAUCCCACAUUCCAGGAAGGGUGAGUUUGUAGCAGCGUUUCGACAAGCUCCAAGGCGGGAAAAUGCUUUACCUAUUGUUACAGCAGGGAUGAGGAUUGUCUUUGAAGAAGACUGCAACAUCAUUAGGGACUUCUGCAUCUGUUACGGAGGUGUUGGCUUCACUACAGUUGCCGCCAAGCAAACAUGCCAGGCACUCAUUGGAAGACCUUGGGAUGGGCAGAUGCUGGAUGAAGCUUGCAGAGCGGUCCUCAAAGAAAUUAUUCUCCCAAGUUCAGCUCCAGGUGGUAAAGUGGAGUACAGAAGAACUCUCAUUGUUAGUUUCAUCUUCAAAUUCUACUUGGAGGUGUUGCAGUCACUGAAGAUAAUGUAUCCUACUCAGUAUCCUGAUGUCCCAGAUAAUUAUGCAAGUGCCCUUGAAAGUUUCCAUACAAAAAUGCCACAGAGUAUGCAAAAGUAUCAGGAUGUGGAGCCAGGACAGCUUCCCCAAGAUCCCGUAGGACGUCCAAUCAUGCACCAGGCUGGUACUAAACACGCCACAGGGGAAGCUAUUUAUUGUGAUGACAUUCGCGCCGUUGAUGAAGAACUCUUCUUGGCUUUAGUAACCAGUUCCAAACCCCAUGCAAAGAUUGUAUCAGUUGAUCCUUCAGAAGCUCUCAAGGUGUCAGGUGUAGUUGAUAUCGUUUCUGUUCAGGAUGUCCCAGCGACUAAUGAGUUCUAUAACUAUGAUGUCCCAGAUAUUGUGUUUGCCAGAGAAAAGGUGACUUGUGUGGGUCAGAUUGUCUGUGCAGUGGUAGCAGAUUCAGAUGUUCAUGCUAAACAAGCAGCUGCAAAAGUGAAAAUACAGUAUGAACCUCAAGAACCUGUGAUCCUGACCAUAGAGGAGGCAAUAGAGCACAAUUCAUUCUUUGAACCACAGAGAAAACUGGAACGAGGAAAUGUGGAUGAAGCAUUUAAAGUCGUCGACCAUGUACUUGAAGGCGAGAUCCAUGUUGGCGGACAGGAGCACUUUUAUUUGGAAACUCAGAGCAUACUUGCUGUUCCAACAGAGGAUAAAGAAAUGAACUUGUUUGUGUCCACCCAGCAUCCAGCAUUUGUACAGGAAAUGGUGGCCUCCUGUUUAGGCAUCUCAAGCAAUAGGAUCAUGUGUCAUGUGAAACGAAUUGGAGGGGCUUUUGGUGGAAAACUGUUGAAAACAAGUCUUCUGGCAUGUGUUGCUGCUGUGGCAGCUAAGAAGACAGGCCAUGCAGUUCGCUGUGUUCUAGACAGAAGCACUGACAUGUUAAUCACCGGAGGCCGUCACCCAACCAUUGGCAAAUAUAAAGUUGGCUUCAUGAGUGAUGGCAGAAUCAUGGCUUUGGAUAUCAAAUUGUACAUGAAUGGAGGAUGCACCACUGAUGAUUCGGUUCUGGUUUCAGAGGUAAUGCUGCUGAAACUGAAUCAUUCUUACAAGAGUCCCAAUAUCCGAGCUUGUGCCCACGCUUGCAAGACAAACAUGCCACCCAACACUGCUUUCCGUGGCUUCGGCUUCCCGCAAGUAGGACUCAUUACAGAAGCUUGGAUAACGCGUGUUGCAGCCAGAUGUGGAUUAUUACCAGAGCAGAUUAGAGAAAUAAAUAUGUACAAAGAAACCGGACAGACAUUUUAUAAACAAGAGCUCAAGCCAGAGAACCUCCUCAGAUGCUGGGAUGAAUGCAUGGAGAAGUCUAUGUAUCACACCAGGAAAGAAGCUGUGAAUAAAUUCAAUAAGGAAAAUUACUGGAAGAAAAAAGGGAUUGCCAUUAUUCCCAUGACGUUCCCUGUUGGAUUUGGCUUACGCUCCCUAGGUCAGGGCGCUGCUCUGGUUCAUUUGUAUACCGAUGGGUCCGUGCUUCUGACUUACGGUGGUGUAGAAAUGGGGCAAGGGCUCCACACCAAAAUGAUCCAGGUUGCAAGCCGAGAAUUAAAGAUGCCAAUGUCAAAUAUUCACUUCUGUGAAACAAGUACACAGACAGUCCCUAAUGCAUGUGCUUCAGUUGGAUCAAUGGGAACGGAUGUCAAUGGAAUGGCAGUGAAGGACGCCUGCCAGACCCUCCGGAAACAUCUUGAGCCCAUCAUUAGACAGAACCCUAAGGGCACAUGGAAAGAGUGGGCCAAAGAAGCUUUUGAGCAGAGUAUCAAUCUGUCAGCUAUAGGUUAUUUCAGAGGUUAUGAGACAUACAUGGAUUGGGAGAAAGGAGAAGGCCACCCAUUUGAAUAUUUUGUUUUUGGGGCUGCCUGCACAGAGGUUGAAAUAGACUGCCUGACUGGAGACCACAAGAACGUCAAAACAGAUAUUGUUAUGGAUAUUGGAUGCAGCAUCAAUCCAGCAAUGGAUAUAGGUCAGAUUGAAGGUGCCUUUGUCCAGGGCCUUGGACUUUACACAACAGAGGAACUCAAAUAUUCCCCAGAGGGGGUCCUCUACACACGGGGCCCAGAUCAGUAUAAAAUCCCUGCUGUUUGUGACAUUCCAGAACAGAUCAGUGUCUCCUUGUUGGCAUCUUCCCAAAACCCAAGAGCAAUCUACUCAUCCAAGGGCCUUGGUGAAGCGGCACUUUUCUUGGGGAGCUCUGUUUUCUUUGCAAUAUGGGAUGCAGUGGCUGCUGCCAGGAAGGAAAGGGGAUUGCCAGCAGACUUUGUGUUGAACAGCCCCUUGACUCCUGAACGAGUGCGAAUGGCGUGUGAUGACCAAUUUACUGAGAUGAUCCCAAAGGAUGAAAAAACUAAGUCCACUGUUUCAUGGGACAUCUCCCUUUGAAGAAGAACCAGGAAUGUGCAGAAAGUGCCAUGAAGUGCUAACUGCUUCAAGUCAACAUCUUCCAGUGCUUUAUCAACAAAUGCAUUUCAUUUUAGUUCAGUAGUUGCUUUCUUGUGGGGAAUUAUAUUGCAGGCUUCAUAUUCGUUUACAUGAGAGUCUCCUACCAUUUUCACACUUUUUGGUACUAGGCAGCUACAGUUAAAGGCCUAACCAUUUGGUGGUUGUUUUUAUCUGCCUUGCUAGGUUCCUAGUGCUAACGUACUCCAUCUCUUUCCUGGAGCCCCCUUCAGCAGUUCCAUGGGUCUCCUGCCUCCCUAACCCAUUUGCCUGUCUACUCUCCCUCCUCUCCCAGGGUCCUAUUUCACCAUCCCCUCCUUUUUUCUAGCUAAUAAGUUUCCUACAACCUCUAGCCACCUUUCCAUCAGUCUUCUGCCUCUUUCACACCUCUUUCCCUCAGUUUUGAAGGUAUUACUAAAUGUCACAGAAAAACAUGUGCUGACUACUAGACACAGCAAUCAUGUACAGUUUCCCCAACUUCAGGCAAUAUCUAAUUCAGCCUUCCCUGACAUAGUGAGCCUGAGAUGCUUUGGAGUACAUCUCCCAUCACUCCUGACCAUUGGCUGUAAUGGCUGGAGCUGAAGGGACUUGGGUUGGCGAAGGCUGAUGGUAGCCGAACUUGCCUUGCAUCCUCCUCAUCUCAUUAUGCUGUGUGUUUCCUUGUUCCCACAUGCCAGGAUUGGCUGCCACUAAGCACCUGCCUACUUUGAUACAUUUUAUUUACUUUGAACAAGGUCUGUGGUAAAAUAAAUCUUGAGCUGGUUUUGGCUUUAGGAAAUCUACUGUGUAGUGGUUUGCAUGAUAGAUUGCGUGGGGCAUCAGACAACAUCCUCAGGGUGUGAGACAGCAUUGCUUAAUGACUGCUGACUGUUAAAAGGUACAAGGUGCCAGGAAGAGUCCCUUUGUGCAUCUUAGCCGUCUGGUGCAUGCAUUAUCUCCUGUGAUGGUUGUGUUGUGUAAGAUAAGCUGUAUUUCCAGAAUAUCAAGCACUAGGCAAUAAAAACCAUGCACAUUAAAAGAUGCAUAUUCCACUUCCUAAGGCUAGCACACAGGUUAUUUCUUGAAAGGCAAAGGAAAUAAUUUGAGGAGUGAUCUGUUGUUUGAUUAUGUGGUUUGUUAUCAUACCUUUUUUAACUAUAGCAUGGGUUAAAAUUGAUUAAGUAUGCAGGUGCACGAGUAAUGAAGCCUGCAAGUAAUAUUGCUUCACACUUACCUUGUUACUCUCGUGUGUAGCUUUGCCAGGAAGACUGAAUCACUUGGCUUGCACUUUACCGCACUUUAAUUUAUUUUCAGAAGUUUCUCAACAAGUUGAAUUAGAGAUGUGCAAUAUAAUUUUUUUAAAAAAAAAAAUCCCUGCCGUGCUCAUGGGUGAUAGAAUGGCAAAGAAUUUAAUGGGAGGAAGAGGAAGAAGACUCUAGUUGCACUCAUUCCAGCUAAGGGAAUGGCAGUUACUAGGAUUCCCAGAGAUCCAGGAUUGGUACCCCUCCAAAUGUUAUUGGACUCCAAAUGCCCCCAUACCAUAUGGUUGGAAGUCCAACCAUAUCUUGGAGACCCCACGUUCUCCAUCUCUGCUGACACUCACAGUCCUUGUCCUCACAUUCUUUUUCCUGGUGAAACUUCAGGCCUGGGUUUUGCAUUUCACUUAACCAAUGCUGUGUAUGUGCAAUUGCACCUACACCGUUGCAUGCACCUUGGAUCAAUAUGAAAAUGGCAGCGUUGUGAGUUUUCCCCUCCGUGCCAUCUGGUACAACUUGUCCUGUAUUUUGAUGUGCCUUUCCUUGCUUCACAGGAUUGGCUGGUGUGGGCCGCCAGGAAGCACACAGUGUAACGAUGCGAGGACGUUGGGCAAAUUGUGCUAUGUAUGAUAAAGCUGGAGGAAAGAUUCUAUGAUUGGUGGCACCUCCCUUUUUUUGUUUGUUCACCCAAAGCAGAACUAAAUCUUACAGAGGGCUUCUGGGCGGGGACUUAAUGUUGUAAAUAGGUUGUUCAGAAAUCACAGUUGGGUUGUUGUCAACAGUUUUGGAUUUUUUUAAAUAGGGAGGCCCCUCCCCCCAGAAGGGUAAAUGCAGGUUAAAGGGGGAAGAAUAUACAGUCUAGCAUUUUGAUGCCAAUGACAUUGUGCAAAAAACUGCACAAGGAACACCCAUCAAUAAGUACCUGUCUGAAAGCAGCCUAAGUGCACAAGUGCUGUGAUAUAAUUUCACACCUUUUUGAAACUUGUUUAGAAGAGCAGGAAAAACUGGUGAUGCACAGGAUGAGAGUUGGAGAAGGUUCAGAAAAGGCAAUCAGAAUGAUCAAGGAACUGCAGCAACUUUCCUUUGAGGAAAGCAUUUUGGACUUUUUCGUUUAGAGAGAAGGCAAGUAAGUAGUGACAUGAUAGAAUUUUAUAAAACUAGGCGUGGCAUGGAGAAAUUGGAUUGAUAAAAUAUUUUCUCCCUCAUAACACUAGAAGUCAUGGACAUUCAACGAUGUUCAUUGAAGUACCUCACGCAUAGUUAAACUCUGGAACUCACUCCCGUAAAAGGCAGUGAUAGCCACCAACUUGGAAACCUUUAAAAGAGGAUUGAACAAAUGGAGAAUAGACUUGUGCUCUGUCUGUAUGGUCAGAAGCAGUAUUAUUUUGAAUACCCAUUGCCGGAAACCACAGAAGGAGAGAGGGCUCUUGUGCUUGGAUCCUGCUUGUGUGCUUCCCGCAGGUAUCUGGUUGGCCUCUGUGAGAACAGGGUGCUGGACUAGGUGGGCCAUUGGCCUCAUCCAGCAGGCUCUUCCUGUGUUUUUUUAAUGAGAGACUAGCAUUUCUGUGCAAAGAAAAAUUGUAAUAUUGGUAGAAAAAUGCAAAAAUCUGUUGGCAUGGUUGCAUGUAAGGUAUUCUACUUCCUGACUUGCUAUUUUGCAGGGGGAAUUCGAUUGCAUGUAGCAAAUUUGGGUUGGGAAAUUAAAGUGUAUUUGGUACUCUUGUGCAACAAACCCUCCUCCCUCUAAAUGGCGCUUCUUGUAGCAAGGAAAGUGUUGGGAAGAUGCACUGGAAAAUGUAGGGUUACAAUUGCUUGAUGUGAUGUACUAGAAUUUCCACACAAAUCAGUAUCAAUUAAUCGUGUAUAACCUCAAUAAAUUUCGUGCAAACAAAUCAAAAUGAAUGAUAACCUGGUCAUCUGUAAGUACCCUAAGUCUGGGAAAAGUUUGCUGGUUUAAUCAAGCUUGUUAAUGUUAUGUGAUCACAACAACUGUUGGUAUUCAUUUCUGUUGAACAAAAAGUCCCAUUCUGUUUUAGUGUGGACAGAUGUACCUCGGAGUCCUAUUACCUAAAUAAACUUUGUAAGCUUCCA
This is a messenger RNA of Zootoca vivipara (common lizard), 8563 nucleotides long. Lineage: Eukaryota; Metazoa; Chordata; Lepidosauria; Squamata; Lacertidae. The record is from RefSeq and is a predicted model, not a curated record.